UCUGGUUCAAGAUGCAAGCUUCUUAGGUGAACCGCGUAGACACCGCUGAUCCGCGGCUUGAUCCCUGCUCUUUCCAGGCCCGGACAUGGCCUCAUUCCAAGCUUGUCCGCUCAAGCUCGGGACGAUUGCUCCAGCUUGCCUGCCCAGACGGGUUCUAUCCACACCUUUUGUUCAGAGUGUCAUGGCGCGCGGUGCAGCCCGGCAGACCUGGGUGUAUCCAGGUCGUGGAGACAAGAGUGGAGGCGGACGUGGGGGCCGCCAGCGGUAUCUUCAUCGCGGUCCCAAUGACAACGCUUGCAGCACAUUUAGUCGUUGGGAAUAUCCACAUCGGGGCCACACCUGCUGCUCAAUGUGUUGCGGACAAUGCUAUGGACAUGAUGCCCCGAUCGACAAGACCGACCUUGAAUAUGAUCAAGCGGAGCCAACCUUAUCUGAUGGUGAAGUUCGUAAAGCAGCUGCCCUGCGACUUGGAAUUCGCCCUGACCUUCGAGAAGCACUUGCGCCACUGGCAGCUGCCCCACUUUACCUCCCAGCCGAAUGAAGCCAACUACAACUCGACGCUGGUGCCCGUGAAGAACGCACCCGCCUUGCUGAAGAAGUUGAAGCUGCUGCCCGAGAUGAGAGAAUCUCACACCAGGAUAUUAGUUUCAAGGAAGAGAAGUGUAACAAGUGACGUGUCCAGCUUCAGGAAUCAUAUUCUGCACUGGCAGAAGCUACCGCUGCGCUGGAUGUUGCUAGACCCAAGCUAGUUCAAACCGGUGCAGCUCUCCAGGCUGUUAUCCCGACCGUGUGGAAGAACAAGAAGAUCCAGCAGAUUGCCCAGGCCCGCGAGGCCAAUGCCCAUGCGCUUGGUUCUGCGCAGGCCCCUGCCCCCGCGGCGGCAGGUGGCGGCGCUAGAGCGGCUCCCGCAGCUCCCACGGCCCAGGCAGCCCUGGCAGGCGGUGGAGCAAGCUUGGCAUCAGGCGACGGGCCAGAAGGCCAAGUGGGGCCAGGUGUCGCUGGACCUCGUACCGCAGUACAGCCGCCGCCCAACAUGGGCCACUUCGCAGAUGAUGAAGUGCGUGCGUGGUGUCAAGCGAGUUUACAGUCUUAUGAUUGUUUGACUGCCUGCCGUGAUAUGCAGUGGGCUGUGGUGCAAACCCAGUCCGACGAUAUGUCUGAUAUUGGAUCCGUCGCUGGAAAGCUGGAAGACAUUGCCAAGGAGUUGGGUGAUCUUCAGAAGCGCUGUUUAGAACAAGCAUCGUCCUCAAACCAAUGUGAUUGUAUGGAGAAGCUCAUGUCCCAUCGUGCUUGUACCAAGAGUGGGAAACUCAUCAAGAUUGCGGGCACAAAGGUCGAGGACACCUUCGCGAGGCUCCUGGCGCAUGCAGGGCGGCAAGUCCCGCGGCAUGGUUAACAUUUAUUGCGCUAAGCCUGAGCGCUUGCCUUUCUGCUUCUGUUGCAGCUGGCGAGGAUGGCGGCGAGAUGGCGGCAGCAGCAGCAGUGGUUGCCGCGGUGGAGCAGCCUAGCCUCACGUGGAGGGAUCCC
This is a messenger RNA of Prorocentrum cordatum, 1527 nucleotides long. The record is from the annotation of a GenBank genome assembly. NCBI's taxonomy places the organism in Eukaryota, Dinophyceae, Prorocentrales, Prorocentraceae.